AUGCAUGGAUUCAGGGAAUGCACCAUUUUGUUGGGGCCGAUUCUUCAUGUAUAAGUUGGGGCCAUGCUCAACAUGGAGAACUGGGAUAUGGGCCUAAUGCACAGAAGUCUUCAGCAGUACCCAAAAAGGUGGAUAUUCUUGAGGGCAUGCAUGUUAUGGGUGUUGCGUGUGGUAUGGGCCACUCCAUGGUCAUUGUUGAUGGAACAAAUGUUGGUGAACGACUUGACCAGCUUGAUAUAUACGAUGGAAAAGCUUCUGGUGAAGUAAAUGAGGAACCUGUAAAGAAAACUACAGUGCCUAAGCAGAGUACAAAAAGGGUGCAAGAGGUGGUGACAAUUCCAAGAAGAAGCAGAAAACAAAAGAAUCGUCUGAAUCGGAGGAGGAGGAGGAUGAUGAUGAAGCAAGUGACGAUGAGGAACAAGUAAAUGGUGCGGCCAAGGGGAAAAGGAAACGUGGCGGAAAUAAUUCUGGUAAAGCGAAAGGUAAAGCUAGGGGUUCUGGCCCUGGGAGAAAUCGGGCUCCAGUAAAAACGGGUAGGAGAGGAAGACCCCGUAAGUCUUGACUUGGGAUUUGUGGUCAAAAUUUAAAGUUUUGUUCACCAAGAGAAUUGUACUGUUAUUUGUUGGCUGGUGAAUUUGCCUACCUAUUAUAGUUAUUGAAAUUUUUAUUCUGCUAUGUUUUUAUUGUAAAUUUUUAGGAAACUAGUGGUUGGAUUCGGAGAUCCCAUAGGCUACAAGCCUGGGUUUUAAUUUUUAAAUUAAGGAAAAUGUCUUUGUUUACCUCAUCAGCUGCCACUCUUGUUCGAGUGUGACUGCUGAUUUGAACUUUGAGUUGACAAGGGAAGGCAAAAUGCUCUCACCAGCAAGUUCCAAGAGAAAUGAAGACAGAAAGUUGAGUUGGAA
This is a messenger RNA of Neltuma alba, 902 nucleotides long. RefSeq names its product protein RCC2 homolog. The record is from RefSeq and is a predicted model, not a curated record. Gene Ontology annotation, biological process: negative regulation of GTPase activity. Bases 18 to 425 code for a protein of 135 amino acids. Gene Ontology annotation, molecular function: small GTPase binding. Gene Ontology annotation, cellular component: membrane. The transcript is spliced from 5 exons. Lineage: Eukaryota; Viridiplantae; Streptophyta; Magnoliopsida; Fabales; Fabaceae.